CCUCUUCCCUCCAUCUCUUCAAAAACCGGAGGGAGACGGAGACGAAACCCAUUUUAUCACUUAUCAUAACCGCCGCCGCCAUCAUCAUCUUCCAACAACCACCAUGGCCUCCUCCGAUAACCUCCUCCUCGCUCAAAUCGCCACCAUCCUCGGCCCGGACAACACUCAAUUCGAAACCCUAAUCUCUCACCUCAUGUCCGCCGCCAACGAGCAGCGUUCACAGGCCGAAACUCUCUUCAACCUCUGCAAACAACAUCAUCCAGACACUCUCGUUCUCAAACUAUCUCAACUCCUCCACAGUUCUCCGCACGCCGAAGCACGCGCCAUGUCCGCCGUCCUCCUCCGCCGCAUCCUCACCGCCGGAUCUGGUAACGACGACUCUCAAUCGGUAACUCUGUACCCUUCGCUUUCGCUACAGACGAAAUUAACGCUUAAAUCGAGUUUAUUAGAGUCUGUUAGUAGAGAAUCGGUUAAGUCUAUAGCGAAAAAGUUGUGUGAUACGGUUUCCGAGCUUGCGGCGGUGGUUUUGCCUGAGAAUGAGUGGCCGGAGCUUCUGCCGUUUAUGUUUUCGUGUGUUACGUCUGGAAACCCUAGGCUUAGAGAGAGUGCGUUGUUGAUUUUUGCUCAGUUGGCUCAGUAUAUCGGUGAAAUGUUGGUUCCGCAUUUGGAUACUUUGCAUAGCGUUUUUUUAGGGUGUUUGGGGACGGGUAUGGAUGCGGAUGUGCGGAUUGCCGCUUUGAAUGCUUCGAUUAACUUCAUUCAGUGUUUGGAGAAGGCGUCGGACAGGGAUAAGUUUCAUGAUUUGCUGCCGUUGAUGAUGCAGACGUUGACCGAAGCGUUGAACUCUGGUGAAGAGUCCACCGCGCAGGACGCGUUAGAACUGUUGAUUGAGUUGGCAGGUACUGAGCCAAGGUUUUUAAGGAAGCAGAUAACGGAAGUUGUGGGAGCGAUGUUGCAAAUUGCUGAAGCCGAGACUCUGGAAGAGGGGACAAAGCAUUUGGCGCUUGAGUUUGUUGUUACUUUGGCGGAAGCAAGGGAGAGGGCGCCCGGGAUGAUUAGGAAGUUGCCGCAGUUUAUUAAAAGGUUGUUUGAGAUACUGAUGAAGAUGUUGUUGGAUGUGGAAGAUGAUCCUGCGUGGCAUAGUGCUGAGGUUGAACAUGAGGAUGCAGGCGAGACUAGUAAUUAUAGUGCUGGUCAAGAGUAUUUGGACAGGCUUUCGAUUUCGUUGGGUGGAAAUACGAUUGUUCCGGUUGUUUCUGAGGUUUUGCCGGCUUAUUUUGCUGCGCCUGAAUGGCAAAAGCAUCAUGCUGCACUCAUUGCGUUAGCUCAAAUUGCAGAAGGCUGCUCAAAGGUUAUGACAAAGAACUUAGAGCAAGUUGUCACUAUGGUUUUGAACUCAUUUCAUGAUCCUCACCCUCGGGCUAGAUGGGCAGCUAUCAAUGCAAUUGGUCAGCUAUCUACAGACUUGGGACCAGACUUGCAAAACAAAUAUCAUCAUCUUGUGCUUCCGGCAUUAGCUUCAGCAAUGGAUGAUUUUAAUAAUCCACGGGUGCAGGCACAUGCGGCGUCAGCAGUGCUCAACUUUAGUGAAAAUUGUACACCGGAACUUCUAAAGCCGUAUUUGGAUGGGAUUGUCGGAAAAUUACUUGUAUUGUUGCAGAAUCCUAAGCAGAUGGUGCAAGAGGGGGCAUUGACUGCAUUGGCAUCGGUUGCUGACUCAUCUCAGGAGCAUUUUCAAAAGUACUAUGAUGCAGUUAUGCCUUACUUGAAAACCAUACUUGUGAAUGCAACCGACAAAACUAAUCGCAUGCUUCGUGCCAAAUCUAUGGAGUGUAUUAGUUUGGUUGGAAUGGCUGUUGGAAAAGACAAGUUUAAGGAUGAUGCCAAGCAUGUUAUGGAUGUCCUUAUGUCACUGCAAGGUUCCCAACUUGAGACAGAUGACCCUACAUCAAGCUACAUGUUGCAAGCAUGGGCAAGACUUUGCAAGUGCUUAGGGCAAGAUUUCCUCCCUUACAUGAACGUUGUCAUGCCACCGUUGCUUCAUUCUGCUCAACUUAAACCAGAUGUUACGAUUACAUCUGCUGAUUCAGAUGCAGAUAUUGAUGAGUCUGAUGAUGAAAGCAUUGAGACUAUCACACUUGGAGAUAAGAGAAUAGGGAUCAAGACAAGUGUCCUUGAGGAGAAAGCUACAGCAUGCAACAUGUUGUGUUGCUAUGCUGAUGAGCUGAAGGAAGGGUUUUUCCCUUGGAUUGAUCAGGUUGCUCCAACACUAGUACCACUUCUUAAAUUUUAUUUUCAUGAAGAAGUUAGGAAGGCUGCAGUUUCAGCUAUGCCGGAGCUUCUUCGUUCAGCAAAAUUAGCUGUUGAGAAGGGUCAAUCUCAGGGUCGAAAUGAGUCAUAUGUGAAGCAGUUGUCUGAUUAUAUCAUACCAGCUUUAGUAGAUGCUUUACACAAGGAACCAGAGACUGAAAUUUGCUCUAACAUGCUGGAGGCAAUUAAGGAGUGUGUACAGAUUUGUGGGUCCCUUUUAGAUGAAAGCCAAGUUAGAAGCAUUGUGGAAGAGCUAAAACAGGCGAUGACAGCCAGUGCAGCCAGAAGAAACGAAAGAGCCGAAAGAGUCAAAGCAGAGGACUUUGAUGCAGAAGAGGGCGAAAUGCUCAAAGAAGAAAAUGAGCAAGAGGAAGAACUAUUUGAUCAAGUUGGUGAUUGUUUGGGUACUCUACUUAAGACCUUUAAGGCUCCAUUUUUGCCUUUAUUUGACGAAUUAUUACCGUACUUGAUGCCUAUGUGGGGCAAGGAUAGGACCGAUGAGGAGAAAAGAAUAGCUAUUUGCAUAUUCGAUGACGUUGCUGAGCAUUGUGGAGAUGCAGCUGUGAAAUAUUAUGGUACUUUUCUACCAUUUGUGCUGGAAGCAUGCAAUGAUACAAGCACGGAUGUCCGCCAGGCUGCUGUUUACGGGGUUGGCAUGUGUGCAGAGUAUGGUGGAGUUGCAUUCAGACCAUAUGUUGGCGAGGCGCUUUCUAGAUUGGAUGCUGUCAUAAGACGCCCCGAUGCAUUACAUCCGGAUAAUGUAAUGGCUUAUGACAAUGCUGUUUCAGCUCUUGGCAAGAUUUGCCAAUUUCACCGUGAUAGUAUUAAUGCUGCUCAGAUUGUUCCUGCAUGGCUAAACUGCUUGCCAAUAAAAGGUGACUUGAUUGAGGCUAAAGUUGUGCAUGAUCAGCUUUGCUCAAUGGUGGAAAGGUCUGAUGGAGAAUUGUUAGGGCUUAACCAUCAGUAUCUUCCGAAGAUAGUUGGAGUAUUUGCAGAUGUUCUUUCUGCUGGUAAAGAUUUGGCUUCUGAAGAGACCGCUACUCGAAUGAUCAAUCUUCUGAGGCAGCUUCAGCAAACAUUACCACCAUCUGCCAUGGCAUCAACUUUGUCAUCGUUACAACCUCAACAACAGCUUGCUCUUCAAUCCGUUCUCUCUUCCUAGAGGUUUUAUACAAUCACAUCUUCGUUUUUCUGUUUGGGGUGUGUAUUAUUUGUUUUUUGUCCACACAAUAUAUACUUAAAAUUCAGUUUUGCAUGCAUUUGGGGUGGUGAAAAGAUGUUGGAAAUGUGAAAUAGGUGUAGGUUGUGCAUAUACAUAUUGUGAACAUUUGGUAUGUGUCGGCAGUUUUGUCCUGAAAGAUGCCAAGGUUUUGAGUUUUGUGGUCUUGGAUUGGUCUUGCAUAAUGAGAUUGUACCUUAAAAUGUUUGGAUUUUGGAGAUUGAAGAUUUUGGAUGAAUUUUGUUGUUUUUAUUU
Molecule: messenger RNA, 3784 nt
Organism: Helianthus annuus (common sunflower)
Lineage: Eukaryota; Viridiplantae; Streptophyta; Magnoliopsida; Asterales; Asteraceae
Product: importin-5
Exons: 20
Coding region: 104-3472 (1122 amino acids)
Biological process (GO): protein import into nucleus
Cellular component (GO): nucleus; cytoplasm
Molecular function (GO): protein binding; nuclear import signal receptor activity
Source: RefSeq, a predicted model, not a curated record